CUUUUCCGGCCGCCGCAAGCAAACUGGAAAUUUGUACCCCUCACCUCUCUCAGUUGACACUUCUCCAACUCGCCCUUUUCAACUCUUUAUCCGUAUCACGGAUUCGUGAUUUGCUAAGAGCGCAAUCGGCUCAGGUUCUGGAAAAUUAGAUUUCAAACAAUCUGAUUCUAUACCCGUCGAGCCAUCCGCGCAAAAUAUUGCAAUACCCCGCAAUUAUCGCCAUGUCUGCGUCGGCUUCUGCAUCGCAGCGUGUCCCCGUCGAGGACGACGUGCGCUCUUAUUCUUCUGAGGAGUCCGACAUCAGCAAUGAGGAAGGAUGGGAAGAUGUCGAGCCCGAUGACGAGACCCAGCCAGUUGUCGGCCUAUUCUCCGACAAAGUCUACCCCGACGUGCUGUCCAUGUUGAAAGAAACCAAAGACAAGCACAACUUUGACCUGCGAGGAAUUCGGAAGGAGUUCGACUUGGACUUUUUGGGCACUAUCAAGUUGGUCAACUACAUCCGUUCCCAGGUCAAGCAGGGCAACAUGUCGCCCGAUGUCUCCUCCAAGGAUAAAUUUGACGACGAGCUCUACUUGAUGCCGGUCCUGGAGGAUGAUGCUCUACUGUACAGCUUGGAUGACAUUGAUGAAGAAGCCCCAGAUGCUGCAGGGGAGACGGACGCCGAGAGGCGAGUAAUUGAGCUGCAGGAGGACCUUGAGCGCCUUCAGACACAAUUUUCCGAAUAUCGAGACGCGGUCCAGAAGUCAAUGGAAGAACAACUUUCCAAGGAGGAUGAGAAGCUCAAAACAAGCCCCAAUGCUCCUAGUGCACGACGAACCACCAGCAAGAUUGAGGAGGCUGAUGCGGAUUACUUCGUUUCCUACUCAUACAAUGGCAUUCACGAGUCCAUGCUUAAAGACACUGUUCGCACUGAAGCUUACCGGGACUUCAUCUACGAGAACAAGCAUGUUUUCAAGGAUAAGGUUGUCCUGGACGUAGGUUGCGGAACCGGAAUUCUGUCCAUGUUCUGCGCCAAGGCUGGGGCUCGCAAGGUCAUCUCCGUUGACAACUCGAACAUCAUCGAUAGAGCCAAGGAGAUCAUCUAUGAGAACGGCUUCGGGGACAUCAUAACCUGCAUCCGUGGCAAGAUCGAGGAAGUCACACUGCCCGUCCCGCAGGUGGAUAUUAUCGUCUCUGAGUGGAUGGGUUACGGUCUUCUUUUUGAGGCCAUGUUCGACUCGGUAAUCUAUGCUCGGGACCGCUACCUUGCCCCCGGAGGUCUAAUGGCUCCUUCGCAUGCUACCCUCCGCAUCGCCCCAUUCGCGGACUCCGAAUUCAUUUCGUCGCACAUCACAUUCUGGAAGAGUGUCUACGGUUUCAACAUGAAGAGCAUGCUUACCGGUAUCUACGAUGAGGCGCUUGUCCGAAGUGUACCGCCGUCAUCGAUCCCCGGAGAUUCCGAUGUCUUUCUGCCUCUUCCGCUGCAUACCAUAACGGUUGAAGAACUGUCCUUUUUGAAGGAGUUCAAGGUCACUCUCAACGAAGACAUUGAUGCGCUUGAUGGUUUCGCUAUCUGGUUCGACAUCUUCUUCAUGCCUUCCAGGGACUCCCCCCUUGCGGACGAUGCACUCCCCUCUGAUAUGCAGAAGAAGGGCAUUGUUGCUUUUACCACCGGGCCUCACGGCACUGAAACACACUGGCAGCAAACCAUCUGCCUCAUCGAUCAGGAGAAGAAGAAGGCCCUCCCCCUUAAGAAAGGCCAAACGAUCACUGGUAAGGUCGGUUACCAGAAGAAGGAGGCAGGAUCCCGGUCAUUGGACAUCAGUAUUGAGUGGGAUACUGAAAAUGAGAAGGGCUCUCAGCUGUGGAGUUUGCAGUGA
Messenger RNA from Aspergillus brunneoviolaceus CBS 621.78, 1859 nucleotides. Its product is annotated as protein arginine methyltransferase RmtB. The record is from RefSeq and is a predicted model, not a curated record. Gene Ontology annotation, cellular component: nucleus. NCBI's taxonomy places the organism in Eukaryota, Fungi, Ascomycota, Eurotiomycetes, Eurotiales, Aspergillaceae. Gene Ontology annotation, biological process: peptidyl-arginine methylation. The transcript has 4 exons. The coding region runs from base 222 to 1859 and encodes 545 amino acids. Gene Ontology annotation, molecular function: protein-arginine N-methyltransferase activity.